Molecule: messenger RNA, 1482 nt
Organism: Ostreococcus tauri
Lineage: Eukaryota; Viridiplantae; Chlorophyta; Mamiellophyceae; Mamiellales; Bathycoccaceae
Product: DnaJ domain
Exons: 2
Coding region: 1-1482 (493 amino acids)
Source: RefSeq, a predicted model, not a curated record
AUGCCCGUGAGCCUCCGCCCCGUCGCCGCCCCGCGCGGGGCGAAGCGCAUCGUCAUCGACGCCGACGGCACCCCGCGCGCGGUGACGAACGCGGUCGACGUCCUCGGAUACGUCGACCGAACGUUGCCACGAAUCAUCGCGCACGUCGCCCACGUCAACGGCGCGCUCGGCGUCACCGCGGGCGCGCGCGAGGUGUUCGUCCAGGACGCGCGCGGGCGGGUGCGGAUGUUGCGCCCGAACGCGUCGGCGACGCUGCGCAGGGGGGAGGUUUUGUUUUUGCAAUGGAGCAAGGCGCGCGGGACGCGACACGGGUACGUGUUGGAGCGCGACGACGGCGUCGGUGAGGUCCAGGGGGCGGAGGUGAUCGAGGUGGUGGAUUCGGAGAGCGAUGAUGGGACGGCGGUGAAGGUGGGAAGGGGUGCGGCGAGUGGGGGGGGGGGCGUGGGCGCGGUGGACGCGACGGGCGACGGCGGCGGCGGCGACGCGCGGCGGCGACGGCGUCGGCGCGCGGCGACGGGCGGACGACGCGCGCGCGCCCCGGCGCCCGAGGAUGGAUUACCGGACGAUCCCGUGGAGCUUCAGAGCGCUCGAAGGGCGCUGAAAGGUGCGCACCGACAGCUCGUGAACGCGCUGCAGAGUGAAGUCGCGAUGCGACAGACGCUCGCGCAGAGUCAGCUGGAUUUCCAACGGACCAUGCGAGGACGAGCCGAUUACGUCCUGCGUCAGUGGCACAAAGAUAAUCUCGGAAUGAUCGCUGGGAAGUACCAACAGAGUCAGUUCGCCGCGUCGGCCGCGCGAAUCUCCUAUCAGGAGGCGCUGCGGCUGUUCCACGCCGCGGUAGAGCGCGCGGAGGCGGCGCGCCGCGGGGGCGCGGCGGCGUCGCCGAACGGUCGUGGCGGGCGCGCGACGACGUCGGAAAACCAUCACGAUGCGCGAGAGGAGAGAUACGAGCUCGCGAAAAAGGCGCUCGAGGCCGAAUGUCGAGCGUGGGAAGUUUUAUUAGCCAAGGAUCCUACGGAGAUGUCGCUCAAGGAUCUGCGAGUCGUCGCGACGGAUGUGGGCGUCGACACCACCGUGCUCGUCGAGCGCGGCGACUUCGUCGCCGCGCUCGAGAAGAAAAAGAAAGCGGGCGACGUCGAGUUCAAGGAGCGCAAACGCAAGCGCGAGGCUGAGUUCGACGCGGCGGAGACGCGACGCAAGGCGCGUCGCGAGAAGGAAGAAGAGGAAUCGGCGCACCGCGAAGCCGUCCAGCAGGUGAGCAUCUGGUCCGCCCACGCCGACCUUCGCCUGUUCCUCCACCGGUGCGGUAUCUCCAUAGAGCAACACGGUCGAUCGACCAAGAGCAUCCUCGCCAAGGCGUACCGUCAGGCGAUGCUCAAAUUCCAUCCCGACCGCGCGCGGCAGAAAUCCACGCGCGAGCGCGCGCUCGCGGACGAGGUCACCAAAUGGCUCACCCACGCGUGGCAGAGCGUCCCACCGUGA